AUGGAGCCCUCCAGAGCGCUUCUCGGCUGCCUGACGAGCGCCGCCGCUGCCGCCCCGCCGGGGGAGGACGGAGCGGGGGCCGGGGCCGAGGAGGAGGAGGACGAGGAGGAGGAGGCGGCGGCCCCGGGGGAGCUGGGUCCCGAGGCACCGCUGCCCUACUGGACGGCGGUGUUCGAGUACGAGGCGGCGGGCGAGGACGAGCUGACCCUGCGGCUGGGCGACGUGGUGGAGGUGCUGUCCAAGGAUUCGCAGGUGUCCGGCGACGAGGGCUGGUGGACCGGGCAGCUGAACCAGCGGGUGGGCAUCUUCCCCAGCAACUACGUGACCCCGCGCAGCGCCUUCUCCAGCCGCUGCCAGCACGGCGGCGAGGACCCCAGCUGCUACCCGCCCAUCCAGUUGUUAGAGAUUGAUUUUGCGGAGCUAACCCUGGAAGAGAUUAUUGGCAUCGGGGGCUUUGGGAAGGUCUAUCGUGCUUUCUGGAUAGGGGAUGAGGUUGCCGUGAAAGCAGCUCGCCAUGACCCCGAUGAGGACAUCAGCCAGACUAUAGAGAAUGUUCGCCAGGAGGCCAAGCUCUUCGCCAUGCUGAAGCACCCCAACAUCAUUGCCCUUAGGGGGGUGUGUCUGAAGGAACCCAACCUCUGCUUGGUCAUGGAGUUUGCACGUGGAGGGCCUUUGAAUAGAGUGUUAUCUGGGAAAAGGAUUCCCCCAGACAUCCUUGUGAACUGGGCUGUGCAGAUUGCCAGAGGGAUGAACUACUUACAUGAUGAGGCAAUUGUCCCCAUCAUCCACCGCGACCUUAAGUCCAGUAACAUAUUGAUCCUCCAGAAGGUGGAGAACGGAGAUCUGAGCAACAAGAUUCUGAAGAUCACUGAUUUUGGCCUGGCUCGAGAAUGGCAUCGAACCACAAAGAUGAGCGCAGCAGGAACAUAUGCUUGGAUGGCACCCGAAGUCAUUCGUGCCUCCAUGUUUUCCAAAGGCAGUGACGUGUGGAGCUAUGGGGUGCUGCUUUGGGAGCUCCUGACUGGUGAGGUGCCCUUCCGAGGAAUCGAUGGCUUAGCCGUGGCUUAUGGAGUGGCCAUGAACAAGCUCGCCCUUCCCAUUCCUUCUACGUGCCCGGAACCUUUUGCCAAACUCAUGGAAGACUGCUGGAAUCCUGACCCUCAUUCACGACCAUCUUUCACAAAUAUCCUGGACCAGCUAACUACCAUAGAGGAGUCUGGCUUCUUUGAGAUGCCCAAGGACUCCUUCCACUGCCUGCAGGAUGACUGGAAACAUGAGAUUCAGGAGAUGUUUGACCAACUCAGGGCCAAAGAAAAGGAGCUCCGCACCUGGGAGGAGGAGCUGACGCGGGCCGCGCUCCAGCAGAAGACCCAGGAGGAGCUGCUGCGGCGCCGCGAGCAGGAACUGGCCGAGCGGGAGAUCGACAUCCUGGAGCGGGAGCUCAACAUCAUCAUCCACCAGCUGUGCCAGGAGAAGCCCCGGGUGAAGAAACGCAAGGGCAAGUUCAGGAAGAGCCGGCUGAAGCUCAAGGAUGGGAACCGCAUCAGCCUCCCUUCUGAUUUCCAGCACAAGUUCACGGUUCAGGCCUCCCCCACCAUGGAUAAAAAGAAGAGUCUCAUCAGCAGCCGCUCCAGUCCUCCUGCGAGCCCCACCAUCAUUCCUCGCCUUCGAGCCAUCCAGUUGACACCAGGUGAAAACAGCAAAACCUGGGGCCGGAGCUCAAUCAUCCCGAAAGAGGAAGGGGAGGAGGAGGAGAAGAGGGCCCCGAAGAAGAAAGGACGGACGUGGGGGCCAAGUACGCUUGGUCAGAAGGAGCUCGCCUCGGGAGAUGAAGGAUCCCCUCAGAGACGUGAGAAAGCUAAUGGUUUAAGUACCCCAUCAGAAUCUCCACAUUUCCACCUGGGCCUCAAGUCCCUGGUAGAUGGAUACAAACAGUGGUCGUCCAGUGCCCCCAAUCUGGGGAAGGGCCCGAGGAGUAGCCCAGCCCUGCCAGGGUUCACCAGCCUUAUGGAGAUGGAGGAUGAGGACAGCGAAGGCCCAAGGAGUGGGGAGAGUCGUCUGCAGCAUUCACCCAACCAGUCCUACCUCUGUAUCCCAUUCCCUCGUGGAGAGGAGGGAGAGGGCCCCUGUAGUGAUGGAGUCCACGAGGAGCCCACCCCCGUCAACUCAGCCACCAGUACCCCUCAGCUGACGCCCACCAACAGCCUCAAGCGGGGUGGCGGCCACCACCGCCGUUGUGAGGUGGCUCUGCUCGGCUGUGGGGCCGUUCUCGCGGCCACCGGCCUGGGGUUCGACCUGCUGGAAGCUGGCAAGUACCAGCUGCUUGCCCCGGAGGAGCCUGAGCCCCCAGCCCGGGAGGAGAAGAAGAGGCGUGAGGGUCUUUUCCAGAGGGCCAGCCGUCCUCGUCGGAGCACCAGCCCCCCAUCCCGGAAGCUCUUCAAGAAGGAGGAGCCCAUGCUGUUGCUAGGAGACCCCUCUGCCUCCCUAACGCUGCUUUCUCUCUCCUCCAUCUCCGAGUGCAACUCCACCCGCUCCCUGCUGCGUUCUGACAGCGAUGAGAUCGUGGUGUACGAGAUGCCCGUCAGUCCGGUCAAGGCCCCACCCCUGAGCCCUUGCACCCACAACCCCCUGGUCAACGUCCGAGUGGAGCGCUUCAAACGAGACCCUAACCAAUCCCUGACUCCUACCCACGUCACCCUCACGGCCCCCACACAGCCCAGUGGCCACCGGCGGACUCCUUCUGAUGGGGCCCUCAAGCCAGUGGCUCUCCUAGCCAGCAGGAGCCCCUCCAGCAAUGGGCUGAGCCCCAGCCCCGGAGCAGGAAUGUUGAAAACCCCCAGCCCCAGCCGAGACCCAGGUGAAUUCCCCCGUCUCCCUGACCCCAAUGUGGUCUUUCCCCCAACCCCAAGGCGCUGGAACACACAGCAGGACUCCACCCUGGAGAGACCCAAGACCCUGGAGUUUUUGCCUCGGCCACGUCCUUCUGCCAACCGGCAACGGCUGGACCCUUGGUGGUUCGUGUCCCCCAGCCACGCCCGCAGCGCCUCCCCAGCCAACAGCUCCAGCACGGAGACGCCCAGCAACCUGGACUCCUGCCUUGCUAGCAGCAGCAGCACUGUGGAGGAGCGGCCUGGACUUCCCGCCUUGCUCCCGUUCCAGGCGGGGCCGCUGCCCCCCGCCGAGCGGACGCUUCUGGACCUGGACGCGGAGGGCCAGAGUCAGGACAGCACUGUGCCACUGUGCAGAGCUGAACUGAACACACACAGGCCUGCCCCUUAUGAGAUUCAGCAAGAGUUCUGGUCUUAGCAUGAAAAGGGUUGGGGGGCGGCCCAGGGGGAAGCAGGAGGAGAUCGGGGGAGCUGGCUGGCACAGCCCUUUCUCAGAGUUGGACCCCCUGAAAUCCAGCCCUACUUCUUGCACUGAUAAUGCACUUUGAAGAUGGAAGGGUGGAAGCGGGGCCACUUCAGAGGGUCCCCUGCCCUGCAGGGCCUUUCUGCCCAUGUCCACCGGAAGGGGCUGUGGCCAUCAGCUCUGGCUGUGUAGGGGAGGGUGGGGUGCGUGCAUGUCCCCCAGCCUCCACACUCUUCCUCGCCUUUAGGGUGACCCCGCAGGGUCACUCAGCCAAAUCUGUCUGCUGCCCCCUCUCCUCGGCCCCCUGGGUAAGCCCAGAGCCUGUCCUGGAGUCCUUUUGUUAGCCCUGCCGUCCGCCUUCCCAAACACCAGUAUUGGAGGUUCUGUGAGUGAUUUUCUUCCUCUUCUACAUUCUUCCUCAACACCCAUGAGUCAGAAUCU
Messenger RNA from Odobenus rosmarus divergens (Pacific walrus), 3792 nucleotides. It is a transcript of the gene MAP3K9, whose product is annotated as mitogen-activated protein kinase kinase kinase 9. Bases 1 to 3306 code for a protein of 1101 amino acids. Gene Ontology annotation, biological process: protein phosphorylation. Gene Ontology annotation, molecular function: JUN kinase kinase kinase activity; protein binding; ATP binding. The record is from RefSeq and is a predicted model, not a curated record. Lineage: Eukaryota; Metazoa; Chordata; Mammalia; Carnivora; Odobenidae. The transcript is spliced from 12 exons.